AGGCCAUAGAAUAAUGUGUGCCCGGCGGGAACGAAGUGUGUAAGCACUGAGUACACUACUCCUCCUUCUCUAUGGGAAGUUUUCUUCCCUCCGCCUCCCUGACAUCCCUCCCUCCCCUUCUCCUCCGUGUGCCUCUAUCACCGUGCACUUGUUCCUCCUACUCCAGUGCCUUCCGUGAGCUGCUUACUGCAGCCCCCUCCUUGAGCGAGCCUUCUCCCCCGAGACACGGAGCACAGCAGGCGACACAAGUGCCGGCACCCGGGGACGACACAAGGAAGCGGUGUAAGCCGCCACCGGUUCCAUUGUGACUGGGAGGUGUUAUGUGCCAAAGGUGCAGCGAGCCCUGAAGGAGAGCCGUGCCUCUGGGAACAUGCCUGGCUGGAAGAAAACUAUCCCCGUCUGCCUGCAAGCAGAGCAAGAGCGAGAUGAAGGUCCUUAUACGAAGUCUGCUAACCAGUCAAAGGCACCAGAUGGCUCCCUAGCAGUCAGAAGACAGAGCAUCACAGAGGAGUUUAAGGGCUCAACAAUAGUAGAAUUAAUGAAGAAAGAGGGCACCACACUUGGGCUUACAGUGUCAGGUGGAAUAGACAAAGAUGGGAAGCCAAGAGUAUCAAACCUGCGCCAAGGAGGAAUCGCUGCCAGGAGCGACCAGCUGAAUGUAGGGGACUACAUUAAAUGUGUAAACGGCAUCAACCUUACCAAGUUCCGUCAUGAUGAGAUUAUCAGCCUCUUGAAGAACGUUGGCGAGCGCGUGGUUCUGGAAGUAGAGUAUGAGCUGCCUCCAGUCUCUAUACAAGGAUCAGGGGUAAUCUUUAGGACUGUGGAAGUGACACUACACAAAGAAGGCAACACCUUCGGAUUUGUAAUACGAGGAGGUGCACAUGAGGACAGGAAUAAAUCUCGUCCUGUUGUAAUAACUUGCGUUAGACCUGGAGGACCAGCUGACAGGGAGGGCACAAUCAAACCAGGUGACAGGCUGCUGAGCGUGGAUGGAAUCCGUCUGCAUGGAACAACACAUGCUGAAGCCAUGAGUAUUCUGAAGCAAUGUGGCCAGGAAGCCACCUUACUGAUAGAAUAUGAUGUCUCUGUGAUGGAUACUGUGUCUACAGCUUCUGGUCCACUUUUAGUUGAAGUUGCCAAAACUCCAGGCUCCAACCUUGGAGUAGCACUAACUACCUCGAUGUACUGCAACAAACAGGUCAUUGUCAUUGACAAAAUUAAACCUGCAAGUAUUGCUGACAGGUGCGGUGCUCUUCAUGUUGGAGACCACAUUCUGUCGGUAGAUGGCACAAGUAUGGAAUACUGCACGUUAGCAGAAGCCACACAGCUAUUAGCCAGCACCUCUGAACAUGUGAAAUUAGAAAUUCUUCCAUACCAUCAGACCCGACUGGCACUAAAAGGGCCGGAUCACGUAAAGGUUCAAAGGAGCAGCGAAAAGCAGCCUUCAUGGGACAGCUCAGCCAACAGCCACCGUCGCCUCACCUGCCAACAUUAUAACACCUACCACCCUGACCAUUCCAGGACGUCAGCCAUGAAAUGCCAGAAACCACCUCCUCAAAAACUCCUUCCAGCAUUGGUAUCUUCAUCCUUCUCUCCUACCUCCAUGAGUGCAUACAGCCUGAGCUCACUUAAUAUGGGUACCCUACCUCGCAGCCUUUACCCCACAAGCCCUCGAGGGACACUGAUGAGGAGGCGAAUGAAAAAAAAGGACUUCAAAAGCUCCUUGUCCUUGGCAUCUAGCACGGUUGGUUUAUCAGGACAAGUUGUCCACACAGAAAGUACAGAGGUUGCACUAACUGCAGACCCCAUAGUAGGAUUUGGAAUCCAACUCCAGGGCAGUGUGUUUGCCACAGAGACAUUAUCAUCCCCACCCUUAAUUUCUUAUAUUGAUGUAGACAGUCCUGCAGAACGGUGUGGCGUGCUGCAAGUGGGAGACCGAGUCAUUGCAAUAAAUGGUGUGCAGACAGAGGACAGCACUUUUGAAGAAGCCAAUCAACUUUUGAGAGAUGCAACUAUUGCUGGAAAAGUAACUUUGGAGAUUGAAUUUGAUGUUGCAGAGUCUGUGAUACCUAGCAGUGGAACAUUCCAUGUAAAAUUACCAAAGAAACACAAUGUUGAACUUGGCAUCACCAUAAGUUCUCCAUCCAGUAGGAAAACAGGAGAUCCACUGGUUAUUUCAGAUAUAAAGAAAGGCAGUGUUGCACAUCGCACAGGGACCUUGGAGCUGGGGGAUAAACUGCUCGCCAUAGACAAUAUUCGGCUGGACAACUGCUCCAUGGAGGAUGCAGUUCAAAUUUUACAGCAAUGUGAAGACCUGGUGAAGCUAAAGAUACGCAAAGAUGAAGAUAACUCAGGUAUAGCAAAGAAGAAUUCCUUGGUGAGAGACUACGGAUAUGAACAGGAAAGCGCUGGAUAUAUCAUUUAUACUGUGGAACUGAAGAGGUAUGGAGGGCCAUUGGGAAUUACCAUUUCUGGCACUGAAGAGCCUUUUGAUCCUAUUAUCAUCUCAAGCCUUACUAAAGGUGGACUGGCAGAGCGGACAGGAGCAAUCCAUAUAGGGGAUCGGAUACUAGCCAUAAAUAGUAACAGUCUAAAAGGCAAACCUUUGAGUGAAGCCAUUCAUUUAUUACAAAUGGCGGGGGAGACUGUCACUUUAAAAAUCAAGAAGCAGAAUGAUGAAACAAGUCCAAAGACAUUUGCAUCACCUAGCAGAGUAAGUGAGUUGUGUGACGCCGACGAUGACACUCCUGUCACUCAGAAAUCCAGCAACCUCUCUGAUAUUUACUCUACCACAGUGCCAAGUGUAGAUAGCGCAGUGGAGUCCUGGGAUGGCUCUGCUGUAGACACAGCUUUUGGAAGCCAAGGUGGUCCAAACUUUCAAGCGUCAGGAUUCAGUUUCAAUGCAUUUGAAUGGAGGAGCCCCAAACAGAAGGGCAGUCUGUCUCCUUUAAGUAGACCAGCUAAUAAUCACUUCCAGGACACAGGGCUUAGUGAUGAUGAGUGGGACAGGCCUACAGCCUGUGGGUUUCCUGGAGGCCUAGAGGACCCUGAAGCUGAUCGAGAGGAAAAUUUCUGGUCUCAGGCACUCGAGGAUCUAGAAACUUGUGGCCAGUCAGGAAUCCUCAGAGAACUAGAGGAAAAACCUGAUAAAUGUUCAAAGAACAUGAUACUUUUGGCAACCAUCAUGUCUGGCAGCACAUUGAGCCUCAAUCAUGACAAUGCUCAGCCUCGUGGGCAGCUGGGUCGCCAAGCAAGUUUCCAAGAGAAGAGCUCUGUCAGACCACAUUACAGCCAGAGCACCCGCAGCAACACGCUACCAUCUGAUGUGGGUAGAAAAUCUGUAGCUAUGAGAAAAAUCAAACAAGAAAUGAAAGAAAUUAUGUCGCCAACUCCUGUGGAGUUACACAAGAUCUCUUUAUUCAAAGACUCUGAUAGAGAAGAUUUUGGAUUUAGUGUAGCUGAUGGUUUACUGGAGAAGGGCGUAUAUGUGAAGAACAUUCGUUCCAAUGGACCUGGAGAUAUAGGAGGCCUGAAGCCAUUUGACAGGCUACUGCAGGUAAACCACGUCCGUACCAGAGACUUUGACUGCUGCUUGGUUGUCCCAUUAAUAGCAGAAUCUGGAAACAAGCUUGAUUUGGUUAUUAGCCGGAACCCCAUUGCGUCACAGAAGGAGGCACUAGAUGUAACAAACCUACCAAUAGAGGAAUGGACUGAUCACAGUGACCCUUUUUCUCAGCAAAGUGGUGGCCGCCUAGCAUCUAUGGAUAUGCGAGACUCAACAAAUACUUUAUAGCAAAAUAGUUUCUAGCACAGUGACUUGGUAGCAAAAAACAAACAAACUGGUGCUGUAUCCCUGUCCUACAGGUCUGUGCCACUGAAUCGCACGGAUGUCACUACUAUGUGGCUUUACUGUUACACACGGGGAAUGUGAACCACUAGGUAUCCUGAGGGUACUCUAUGCGUCUGAGCCUGGAGUAAUAUGAUUUUUACAGAUUCUACUACUACUUUGUGACCACUCAAAAUAUUAGUGCCAUUCCAAGCUUAACCUUGAACAAAUAUGGGGCUUUUGUGAUGUGCAAUGAACCUACUGAAAUAAAAUAAAAAAGUGGCUUAUUUUACUACCCAUCAACUGGGGCUUUUGAACAUUUAGUAAAGUCCCUGUUGGAUGGAUGGACCUGUGAAUAUAAUUUAUAGCUGCUAAGACUUUUAAGCAGGAUUUUUACCAUGUUUAGGUUGUUUUGUUUUUUUACUCAAUCUGACAAGAUAACAUGUUGUAUCCAAACCAUCCUCAGCCUUUAUGCCAACUCCUGGUAUACUGUAUUGUGUGUGGUUUAGUCCUGAAUGAGCCUCUACCAGAUUCUUGCAGUGAAUGGUCUCCGUUCCUUUGUAUACAUGUUUUGCACCCUUAAAUCACAGUAAGGCUGAAAUAAGCAUUAUCUUCAAAGUUACACAACUUCAACCUGAUGUCAAUCACUAUAUAAUUUCAGAUUCCUCAGGCCUAUUCAGAAUCAAUGAAAGUUGUCUAUAAUGCAGACAUUUCAUCCAAGUUCUGGUGUGUGUGUGUAUAAUAUAAAUAAGAGCAUUAGCAUUGAAUGGUUUCCUCUGCCAUGUCUCAUUGUUUUAGAGGUGUGUACAUGUUUAAAGAGCUUUGCCAAUUAGUUUAUCCCUGGAAGCAAUAAAGUGAUUCUUAUUUUGAUUGGAGACUCACCAGCAGCUCUGUGCUCCCUAGCAUUGGCAUCUGCUGAGUAGAAGAGGAUCCAGGAAGCCUCCAUCGUGUGUCUAUGUAACUGCACUCUACAGUCCUUUGGUAUUGUCUAAUGGAUGUUAUUCUUACCUGUGCAAGCCAACACACACUGCCAGUCAAAAUACAAAGUAUAUUACACAAAAAUAUGGGAGAAAAGGAAAUCAUUUAUCAUUUAAUUAAAUAUGUAUUUUUGUUUGUAACAAACGAGUAUUUAACUGUAAAGUAUUUUUGUACAAAUUUAAUACUUUAAUAGCAUGGCAUUUAUUGUCUUAUGUAUGGUUUUGGGAACUCAAGCUGUUGAAACUUUGUAUGGAACAAUCAUGAUGUACAAAAUGGAAUAAACCAUGAUAUAAAACAAGCAACAAUA
Rana temporaria (common frog) is the source of this 5111-nucleotide messenger RNA. It is a transcript of the gene GRIP1, whose product is annotated as glutamate receptor interacting protein 1. The transcript is spliced from 26 exons. Bases 371 to 3793 code for a protein of 1140 amino acids. Lineage: Eukaryota; Metazoa; Chordata; Amphibia; Anura; Ranidae. Gene Ontology annotation, biological process: neurotransmitter receptor transport, endosome to postsynaptic membrane. The record is from RefSeq and is a predicted model, not a curated record. Gene Ontology annotation, molecular function: nuclear glucocorticoid receptor binding.